Messenger RNA from Rhizophagus irregularis DAOM 181602=DAOM 197198, 738 nucleotides. NCBI's taxonomy places the organism in Eukaryota, Fungi, Glomeromycota, Glomeromycetes, Glomerales, Glomeraceae. The record is from RefSeq and is a predicted model, not a curated record.
AUGGACGAACAUUGCAUGGUUGAAGUGAAAACCAAUAAGACCAAAGGAAGUCCUGGUGAAUACACCACAAUCCCGUCUGGUCCAAAAACUUCCGAUGUGGCAACGGAUCGAAAACAAAUUGCUCAUGUCAAAGAUAAUCCUGAGGAUGCUAUAGUUAUUAUUACAGGUUCGACCAUCGAAGCAGCCAAAUCUAAACUCAGAAGAAAUCAGGAAUCAAGAAUAGAAAAUGGAAUCAAAUAUCUUCGAAAACGACUAGAAAUAUUAAAUUCACAGGACUUCAUGAUAUGCCCAAAAUAUAGCGAGCUCACUAAUGAAAUUUCAGAAUAUGAAUGGGAUAACAUUUUAAAGGACAUUAAUGAAAAGUCAGCAUCGGGUAAUUCAGGACAUUUUAUGUCCGGUGGCCUUAAAGGCGAUUCAACGUCAUCGCCUAUCCAUUUAAUUAACAACCUAAUAGAAGACGAAAAAAAACAGUUAUGGAUUAUGUUUCAGGACAUUGCAAAGGCAUUUGAUUCAAUCAGUAUUAAGGGCUUAGAACUCGCCUUACAACGUAUAGCUGUCCCACCACCUAUAAUGAUUCAGUGUCAGCCACCAGAGGAGAUGUUCAAUAUGUCUAGCGGAAAAAAUGCUCGUAAUCUUAGCAAGCAACGUAUAAUUGGCAUCAGGGAUGUAUUCUUACAGUCAAUUAGUAGUCGUUUAUCUGGUCAACAAGGUGCUGUAUCCAAAAAUUUCAUAUCUUAG